AUCUUCCAACACUAAAAAAAGCUUUUGGCCUUCGCUUCCUCGUUCUCUCUUUUCUGAGUAGGGUUGCAGCAGAUAAACGCCACCACUCACUUCUCUCUCUCUCUCUCUCUCUCUCUCUCUCUCCAGUGACCUAAAGACCUUGACUAAGCUACCGAACCUCUGUGUCUUUGUGUAUUUAUACAUCUACUUUCUAUCUCAAGAAGUGUCUAAUCUGCAAGACACAAUGGGCGCUUCGCUACCUCCCAAGGAGGCCAACCUGUUCAAGCUAAUCGUCAAAUCUUAUGAAACAAAACAGUAUAAAAAGGGGCUGAAGGCUGCAGAUGCUAUAUUGAAGAAGUUCCCAGAUCAUGGAGAAACUCUUUCGAUGAAAGGAUUAACAUUGAAUUGUAUGGACCGAAAGUCAGAAGCAUAUGAGCUAGUUCGAUUGGGUUUAAAGAAUGACUUGAAAAGCCAUGUUUGCUGGCAUGUUUAUGGUCUUCUGUAUCGGUCAGACAGAGAGUAUAGGGAGGCAAUUAAAUGUUACAGAAAUGCUCUGAGGAUAGAUCCUGACAAUAUUGAAAUCUUGAGGGACCUAUCACUUCUACAGGCACAAAUGCGGGAUUUGUCAGUUUCUCAUCAUUUGAACUCAAAUGCUUCCAAAGCUAUUGAUAUUCUAGAAGCAUAUGAAGGGACUCUUGAGGAUGAUUAUCCUCCAGAUAAUGAACGUUGUGAGCAUGGUGAAAUGCUGUUAUAUAAGAUAUCUUUAUUGGAGGAAUGUGGAUUGAUUGAGAAAGCUCUUCAGGAGUUGCACAAGAAAGAAUUCAAGAUUGUUGAUAAGUUAUCCUACAAGGAAGAGGAGGUUUCUCUUCUUGUGAAGCUUAAUCGCUUUGAAGAAGGUGAAAAGUUGUAUAGAGUUCUCCUAUCAAUGAAUCCUGACAACUACAAAUACUAUGAAGGAUUGCAAAAGUGUGCUGGAUUACACUCAAAGAUUGGUCAAUAUUCAUCUGAAGAAAUUGAUCAGUUGGAUACAUUGUACAAAUCACUUGCUCAACAAUACACCUGGUCUUCUGCUGUUAAGAGGAUCCCCUUAGAUUUUCUUGAGGGUGUAAAAUUUCGUGAUGCAGCUGAUAACUAUGUUAGGCCUCUCCUAACAAAGGGUGUCCCUUCAUUGUUCUCUGACCUUUCUCCUCUAUAUAAUCAUCCUGGAAAGGCUGAUAUUCUUGAAAAAUUACUCCUUGAUAUCGAGGAAUCAAUUAAGAAAACUGGUGGAUACCCCGGAAGGUCAGAAAAAGAGCCACCCUCAACACUUAUGUGGACCAUGUUUUAUUUGGCUCAGCAUUAUGACAGGCGAGGUCUGUAUCAUAUUGCUCUUACUAAAAUCGAUGAAGCCAUGCAACACACUCCAACUGUUAUCGAUUUAUACUCUGUCAAGAGCAAGAUAUUAAAACAUGGUGGAGACUUCACAGCAGCUGCUGCUUUAGCAGAUGAAGCUAGAUGCAUGGAUCUUGCAGAUCGUUAUGUAAAUAGUCAAUGUGUCAAACGAAUGUUACAAGCUGAUCAGGUUCCACUUGCUGAAAAGACAGCUGUAUUGUUCACAAAAGAUGGAGAUCAGCACAAUAACCUUCAUGAUAUGCAGUGCAUGUGGUAUGAACUUGCUUCUGGAGAAAGUUAUUUGAGGCAGGGUGAUCUUGGACGUGCUUUGAAAAAAUUCUUGGGUGUAGAGAAACAUUAUGCAGAUAUUACAGAAGAUCAAUUUGAUUUUCAUUCUUAUUGUUUAAGAAAAAUGACUCUGCGUGCAUAUAUUGAAAUGUUAAGGUUUCAAGAUCGACUUCAUGCACAUAAUUACUUUAGGAAGGCAGCAGUUGGAGCUAUAAGAUGUUAUAUUAAGCUGUAUGAUUCUCCUUCAAAGUCAUCUACUGAAGAAGACGAUGAGCUGGCAAAACUACCUGCUUCUCAGAAAAAGAAACUGAGGCAAAAACAGAGGAAGGCUGAAGCACGAGCUAAGAAAGAGGCAGAAGUGAAAAGUGAGGAAGCAGUGGGUGGUGUUUCCAAGUCUGGGAAACGAAAUGUCAAGCCAGUUGAUCCAGAUCCACAUGGAGAGAAGCUAUUACAGACUGAAGAUCCAUUAAUGGAAGCUGGAAAGUAUCUAAAGCUGCUUCAAAAACAUUCAUCUGAUUCCUUGGAGACACAUUUGCUUUCUUUUGAAGUAAAUAUGAGAAAACAAAAGAUCUUGCUUGCGUUACAGGCCCUGAAGCAACUACAACGAUUAGAUGCUGGAAACCCGGACUCCCACCGAUGCUUGAUAAGAUUCUUCCAUAAAGUGGCAUCAAGGCCAGCUCCUGUCACUGAUGGUGAAAAACUGAUUUCCGGUGUCCUAGAAGCAGAGCGACCUACUUUCAGUCAGUUGCAUGACAAAUCUCUGAUGGAGGCAAAUACUAUUUUCCUCGAACAACAUAAAGAUUCCUUGAUGCACAGAUCAGCAGUUGCUGAGAUGAUUUACUGUUUAGAACCAAACAAGAAAGGAGAUGCGAUUAAAUUAAUACAAGAUUCACCCAAUAACCUUGUGUCUAGUAAUGGAUCUGUUAGAGAAUGGAAGCUUAAAGACUGUAUUGCAGUUCACAAAACAUUGGGGGCUAUUUUCAAUGAUCAUGAUGCUGCAUCGAGAUGGAAAAUCCGAUGUGCAGAGUACUUUCCGUACUCGACCUACUUCGAAGGUCGCCAUUGCUCUACUCUCACUGGAAACAGCGAUUCCAAACAUUCACAUGCCGAAAAUGGAUCGAUUCAAUUCCUUCCAUCAAAUGGAAAAGUUUGGAGAGAAAAUGGCACCUCAUACAACCAGUUAAAGUAUUUGAUGUCUUUUUAG
Lactuca saligna is the source of this 2842-nucleotide messenger RNA. NCBI's taxonomy places the organism in Eukaryota, Viridiplantae, Streptophyta, Magnoliopsida, Asterales, Asteraceae. The record is from the annotation of a GenBank genome assembly.